This is a messenger RNA of Striga asiatica, 303 nucleotides long. NCBI's taxonomy places the organism in Eukaryota, Viridiplantae, Streptophyta, Magnoliopsida, Lamiales, Orobanchaceae. The record is from the annotation of a GenBank genome assembly.
AUGACAGAUAAUAUCGCUCACAGUGAAGAUGUCGCAGGGGACCGUGGAUCUCAGUUUGGUCCUACCAAGCGUCGAUCAAAAAAGACUCGCUCAAUCUCAACAGGGCAAAAUUUACAAAAAAUAUGGAUUGCAAAUGGUAAGAAAAAACUUCCUAUAGAGUUCGACAUUGUUGGAAAAUCAUGGCUACCUAUUGGCUCAAUCCAAAAGUUAUAUGCACUAAUUGGUGAUAAAAUUAAUCCCCUGCUACAAGGAUUGCGCUUCUGUCCCGGAAGAGAAACAAAAAAACGUUUUCAAACGAGUGAA